Molecule: messenger RNA, 6663 nt
Organism: Paralichthys olivaceus (Japanese flounder)
Lineage: Eukaryota; Metazoa; Chordata; Actinopteri; Pleuronectiformes; Paralichthyidae
Gene: ahdc1
Product: AT hook, DNA binding motif, containing 1
Source: RefSeq, a predicted model, not a curated record
UAAUAGAAUAGGAUAGAAUAGAAUAAUAGUGUUAUUCGUAACCCAGACAGCUACUUUCUGUCCUCCCACUCGUUCUCUCUCUCUUCUCUGUCUUCAUUCACACUGGCGCUCUCUCUCCUCAGCAGUAAACUACAGUUCCCAUGGUUCCAGAGGUGUAAAGUGAGGCCAGCUACGGGUGCCCGGAUGCUUUUGACAGUCAGGCACGUUGGAGAGGCUCAGAGGAGACUGGGGCGCACGAGAGGCAGAGCUGGAAUUGCAGUGGCGGAGACGCACGGGCGCACGUCAGUUUUUUGCCUCCCGCAAACCGGGGAGUCCCUGUCACCGAGAACCGGAGGACAGCGCUCGAGCGCGGCCGUGUCAGCACCCGAACCGGGGGGCAGACUGUGAAGCAGCGUCCCCGCUCCCCGUUUUUUUUACAUUUCUCACCUCUUCCCCUGCUUUUUCACCCCUUCUCUCUCCAUCUUUGCGGGUGCAGAUGUCGGUGUGAGCCAGAGGAGCGGUCGCACGAGACAGCGGCGGCGGCAGCGAGGAGACGUUGACGCGGGAGGAGAACUGUCUCCCUCCGAGGCGGGGAUCCCAGAUGAAGCGGGGACAUGCUGCGCGCUGACGGCUGCGGACGCCGAAGCAAAGGCUCCGUGACCCGGGCGAGGAGAAGAGCGGAGCCCGCGUUGACACCGCACCAAGCUCCGGCAGCCAGCGCGAGCCCCCAGACCCUCUCUCUCUCUCUCUGUCUCCCAGGCUCUCUCUCCCCCGCGCAACCAUGGGCAAAAGACAGGAGCAGAGGGGAGAGAAAAAGUAUGUGAGCUCUCCACUGCAGUAUUGAUGACCCAAUGAUCCCCUGCAGAACAGAGCCAGUCAGGCAGACACAGCAAGGCUCAACUCAGAAUCAAAAUCAGAAUCAGCGCCACGACCGAUCGGUGAAAGCAAGCGGCCGAACAGGAUAUGAAUGGUCCUUGAAACCUCUUGCGAGCUGCCAGAGGAAGACAGCAACAAAGAAGAAAACACUCAUCUACAUUCAGCAGAAAACAUCCCCCUUUUUGCACCCUCACUACCAGCACAACCAUACACUGAAUGAGUGGCUUGUCAGAUCACCUAUUUUCCAGCCAGUCUGGGGCACUAGUGGGCUGUGGUGGAAAUCAGGCAGAGGAGAAAGGGUGCGUGGGAGGGCUGGAGGAGCUGGAAGGGCCUGAGCUCUGGACCAGGGAGCUUGGGUUCCAGGCGGAGUUCCCGGACCCCUCCAACAAUGGACUGGCACUGGUGACCUCUGACCUUACCGCCUCCCCACCCUCUGCCCUGGCCAACGGCCUCCACCUACAGAGAAGGCUGGGGCUCAACACCUGUCGGCGGAGACAGACGCAGACUCACACCGCUGCUGAGACACACGCAUUUGCAGAGACAUUUAAAAACAUGCAGACGCACAUAGACCCAGAUAUGCAUGCGCACAUGGAUAAUUGUGGACACAUGGAUGUCAAUGCACAUACAGGUUCUGUUGGGCCUGAGCACUCCAGAACUCUUACACCUGAGGCCAUACACACAAACUCACCUCAACCCCUGUCUUUGGCGCUUGGCAAUCAUCCUGCCUCCACCAAUCAGCUGGCAGCCCCAGUCCUCAAGGCAGAGAAAGACAUUCCCUCAACCUUUUUCCCUAUCGGCCCAAACCAAACCCCUGACUCCUCUCCUCUCCCUGUGGAGGCUGAGAAGAAGUAUGCACUCCGCAGCUCUGGACGUCCUCGCUUCCCCUGUCACCUGCGCAAAUCCUCCCGCCUCCGCCGAAGCAUGGAGGACGGGGAGAAGAGGGCAGUGAAGGAGAGGGGAGGAGAGGAGGAGUUGGAAGCAUUAGAGGAAAAGAUUUGGAGGGUAAAAGAAGAGGAGGUGGCUGUUAGCAAGAAAGAAGAGCAUUCGCCUGCUGUUCUUCGGGCAGCUGUUCUACCCGCAGCCCCCUGUCCUACAGAUAUCGCUCUUGCUCUUACUGUAGCCAAACCUGCUCCUAAAGCUAUACAUAAACCUGGGCCCAGACUUGGACAUAAACCUGGACCUAAAUCAAGGUCUAGGCCUGCACCGAAAUCUGUCCAAAAAGCAGCUCCUAAAAGUGUAAAACAGCGGCAGGCAGCACAGUCCAUUGCUCGUCGUGUUACCCCUCACCUCCCAUUUAUAAACACAUCCACCAUUGCUGCAUCUCUGCUAGCUGUGAAGGAGGAACCUGUUGCACAGUUGGGGGUAUGUCCUCCUAAUAACCGGAGGUGUAGACGAUUUGUCGGCGUGAGGAAGAUUGUCGUCAAGGUAGCUCGCAUUCCAGUCAGCCUCAGUCGCCGACAGAAGAGCUACAAGAUUUCCAAUCUGGAGACAGUUACAGGGACAGAGAAAGGCAACGAUGGCAGUCUGGAGGGCUCAGAGGCCAUUCGAGAGCCCACUGCACUUCUCCGCAUGAAGAACAACGGGAAGAGUGUUAUGGUGAUGUUCCCUCCUGGAGAGCUGCCUGUUAUUCUCAAACGCAGGCGGGGUCGACCACCCAAACAGGCUCUGCCAGGAAUACCGGGAGAGCCUCCAAAUACUGGCAGCGCUAGUGGUAAUGGAGACCAGCCCAAAAAGCCCCGGAGGCGACGUCGGACUAAACUCCCUUCUCCUUAUCCAUCUUAUGUUAAUGAUACUAAUGAUGUGAAAACAGAGUACGGGGAUGUUCUGUCCAAACUGGCCUUUUUAAACCGCCAGCCCCCUGCCACUGGCCGUUGCUCUCCACCUCGAUGCUGGACACCCAGUGAGCCAGAGAGCUUUCAUGUGCCCUUGGAAAACCCUGGAAUAUCCACCCUGCUCCACCGCCUCACUGGGUUUAGACGCCCGCGGGGUGGCAGAGGAGGUGGCGCUGGAAGAGGUGGUGGAGCAGCCGGGGGGAUUGGGGGCAGUGAGCACAAUAAGAGCACCUUCAGUGACUUCUUUGAAUCCAUUGGUAAGAAGCGGAAACUGAGCCCCAUGUCUGAGCAUGGAUUACCAAGGAAAAGAGGGAAGGGUGGGGUCGGUAGGGGAGGAGGUGUCGUAGGAACUGAGCCUGGCGUAGAGAAAGUAGUCAAGAAGAAACGUAUGAGGAAAAAUGGCGCAUUUAAAGGGGAGGGGGUGUUCAUGGGGCAGGACUGGCCCAAUGGGGUAGGUGGCUGGGGGGAGGAGGGAUGUUUGGAGAAGGAGAAAGGUUUGGGUGGGUUUCAGCUCUGUGGAUCACCAAGGGGGGGCUUUUCAUCCUGUGAGGUAGGAAGGGGGGGUGCCUACAGCAGUCCAGGGGGAAGCAGGGGCAUUGGGCCAGCGGGGGAGGACUCACAAAGCCUGUUCGCUGGAUAUUUCCGGUCACUACUUGACUCUGAUGAUUCGUCAGACCUGCUGGACAUGUCCUCGCAGUCAAACUCCCGCAAAACUUCAUCCACCCCUGGUUAUGAGCCAUCCAGCCCAGCUCCUAGUCACAGCUGGGCCCCUGCAUUUUCCAAGUGGUGCUCCAAGGGUGCCAGUUCUGGGGUGGAGGGUUCAACGCAAACACAUUGCUCCUCAGCCAGGCCUCCAUACAGCUACAGCAACCUGGCCCAAACAUCACCCACCACUUCAACCUAUCCUAAAUCCACCCCUCCAUCUCUCUCGCACUCUCCUAGCUCUCCACAUCCUGCCUCUUAUGGGCACUACUCCUCUGGCUACUCCUCCUCUCCUGCAGUGUCACAGCGAUCCUCAGAUUGCAGCUUUGCUUAUGGGUCUGGACACAGCAGCGGUAAGGCCACCUCUGUCGGCCAGAUUGGUUUUUCUAGCUACCAGGCAGCAGCCAAGCGGGGCUUUUGUGGAUAUCCGGCAGCAGGUCAUUCCUCCAUGGUGCGGGGGGAGACCACAGGACCCACAUCACCUGGAGGAGGGUACAUGUCAGUGGCCAGAGGCAGCCCAUUUAGCUCCUCCCAACAGUACAACUCCAAUCAAUGGAGCUACAGACAAGGUUAUGGCGGCUGGCCAACAGACGGCUUCGGGCCUCAGUAUCAUGGCUAUGGUGAAUAUGGCUCCAAUGAGUCCAAAGACAUCCUGGAUAUCUCAAACUACACCCCCCAGAAGGCCAAGCGACAACCUUUUCCUGAAAGCCUGUCAGAAUCCUCCUCUGACUCUUUGCAUCUAGGAUCUGCAGCGACUGGUAUGCCACCGAGCUCUGCAGGCGGCACAUUCAAACUGACUGAGGCUGUCUCUGUUAGCGGAGAAGGGGGUCAGUCGAGUCUGUCCAGCCUGGAGAAGUUGAUGAUGGAUUGGCACGAGAGCGCUUCGGGGCCCUCGUAUAACUGGAGCCAGAACGUCCUCUUUCAGGGUGGCGGAACCAACAAACCUGGCCGCGGCCGCAGGAAACGGACUGAGCCCCAAUCAGAAAAAGAUGGUGUUUCUACUUUACACUCUGAUUCCCAAUCCAGUCCCUCACCAACGCCUAUUCCUGGACCUAAGCGAGGAGGCAUCGGUGGACGGGGCAGAGGGUCUAGAGGUGGUAGAGGGGGGUUGUCUCCAUGUCAGAGAGAGCGGCCUAAAGGCAGGGGCAAGGCUUCCUCUACGUGUGGAGCAGGAGGAAUAGUGUCUGCUGGAGGCACAGAGGGGUCUGGGUUGUUCCAGGAGGUGCUGGACUAUUACAGCGGUGACAGUAGCAGCCUCUCUCCCCUGGCCACUCCCAAUCCUGCACCCCCCCCCAGCUACCUCCAGGACCCCUGUGAGUACCCCUCCCCUUAUUCUGCUCACCCCUCCACACCUUCCUCUGAGGAGCGAUAUCCAGCCUUAUACCCUGGAGAGUCCUCCUCUUCCCUCUCACCAGGUGUCUCAUCUCCCCCUUACCCUCCCAAGCCCACCCCUCCUCCACCCCAGUCUUACCACCCGGUCCCGUCCAGGACCUUCUCCCCCUCCUGCUCCCCCUCACCACGGGUAACAUCCCACUGCAGCACUGCACUGAGUCCCUCACAUCGCCCCCCUGCGAAAGACCCACAGUUCUCCCAGUACGACUCCCCCAGCUACUGCAGCUCCCCCUAUUGGUACGGACAGACAUCGCACAGCGGAAGCCCCAGCCCACACUCACACAGCACACACUCAAACACAGCUGUGCACGCACACAGCAACCCGCAUACGAGUCCUCACGGAAACGCACACGGUAAUCCGCUCACUAGCCCGAACGCAAACACACACACCCAUAUAAUCCAGACUCCCCACGACACGCACCAUCACAACACUCAGCCGCACGCAAACCUAAGCUCACUCACUAACACCCAUCCCACCUCGCACCUCCAGAGCAGCCCCCUCACUCACUCCAACAAUCAGCCCCACCACAAUGCACACACCAACCCCAGCACUCACCUCCCAUCCCACACGCACUCAAACCCCAGCCCCAGCCUCCUCUCCCACUCUACACCCCUGCUUUACGAGGAGCGAAGCCCUCCCUCCGCCAUGAGCGCCCACAAGCGGGAUCUGACCCCCCAUCCCAUGAGCACAGGCCACCGCCAAGGCCCCCUGCCUCACUCCUCAUACCUCAAGCCUCCCCUGGACUCCUCGCCCCAUCAGGAGGACACUAGUGGCUUCUCUCUGUCCCACCAGGCCUACCAGGGCAUGGGACACCGUUACCCCUCCCAGGUGGCUCAGGGUGGUGGGGUGCUGUGCCAGCUCUUGGACCCAGCCAAUGAUGAAAGCUUCAGCGUCACCAGCCUGUAACAGCAGGUGCAUUCAAUCCAAGCUUUUACAGAUUUGCAAACAUUGUUUUUCCUUUUUUUGUUAAGGAGACUUCUUUGUGAGAGACUGUGAAAAUGAAGGUUGAGAAUUUAGCUGCCAGCUUUGGACAGUAAAGCUUUAAUUCUCCAGCACUGACAAUCAAAAAUCAGCCACAACUUAACACACCCAAGCAUGUGCACACACAAAUGCAUACACACACACACACACACACACACACACACACACACACACACGAAUACAGACAAGCAUGUGCAGAUCAGUUCACUACCUAAACAUGACCACAUAGAAUCAUACAUGUGUACACUCACUCACACUCUGUGCUGGAAUGAGGGAAUGGCCAGGAGGAGCUGACAGAUGAAAGCCAGAUGCUGACGGACAGAGACAAACCUAUUUCCUCAUUCCGUUGAGUCCUGCUGUGGUACAUAGAGGACUCCGUUUCCCAGAAGUCUGUAUCUCACCAAAAUCUUUCUGGUCUUGUUCUGUACAUCUGCAAUAUGGACAAACUCGGAGCAUGCUGCUCUAUCUGUCUCUCUCUCUUUUUGUUUCUCUCCUCUGUCCUCCCCUCCCCUUCUUUGCUAAACCAGCAACCGCGUUCUGCACUCGACUCACAACACUGUCAUAUCUGUCUCGUGCUCCAACCUGAACCGCAUCUGAGCCCAAAAUCUACUUUUUGAAUACCAUGAGCCUUGCAAAUGUCCUGCUCUGUGCACUCCUUGUGUUGUGUCCCAUACGAGAAAAAGUGGACAAAAUAAUGUUUCUGCUCUUGAAAUACCAGCAUCUGUACAUACGACUUCAGCUCCAAGCCAGGGGCCCCCUCUUCACUCUGAGGGUCCGCCAUAGUCAUGCCCUCCUCAGCGUUCUGCCAUGGUUUCUCUGCUCUGUGGGGGGGGAUGGGUUUCUGGUGUGGGGGUGGUAUUAGGGGGUGGAGGGGGGCUGCAGCAUGGAGACUCAACAUCA